This is a messenger RNA of Necator americanus (New World hookworm), 1107 nucleotides long. RefSeq lists its product as uncharacterized. Gene Ontology annotation, molecular function: protein binding. The coding region runs from base 1 to 1107 and encodes 368 amino acids. Lineage: Eukaryota; Metazoa; Nematoda; Chromadorea; Rhabditida; Ancylostomatidae. The record is from RefSeq and is a predicted model, not a curated record. The transcript is spliced from 7 exons.
AUGGAAGACAUGGAGGUAGACGCACCUCUGCUUCUCGAUUUCGACCUCGACCUGUCUGAAAGAGGCGAAUUUCAUCGCUGGAGUGAGCUUCCGCGCGUACUGAAGAUUACGAUUCUUCGAUACGUCCCUUUUCCAACACUCAGAAACUUCAUGUUUCUUAGCAAGGAGUGUUUUGCACUCGUUUCGGAAGCGAAGCCACAAGCGGGAACCGUUCGUCUACGGGAACAAGCUUAUCGCGAGGAGAUCUUCAAUAUACCUGGAGAAAAGGGUCGUAUGGAUCUGGACGUGUGUUGGAUGCCUCCCGACAGACAGCUUCUUCGAUCAGCUCUCAAAAAAUAUCGACUGUCAUUCGUAGGGGACGAUAACGGAGGAUGUUUUGUGGAGAGGUGGUGGAAGAAGAGAGGACGUCGGACAGCAGUAAAAGGACCGCAUUACAAUCAGGAUUCAUGCACUACAGCAAUGCGAGUUCUUUUUCGUUUUGCAGAAGUUUUCGACAUACUCACACUGGAGAUUCAGUUGCGUUCACUGACUCCAGCUAUCGAGCGAGCGUUGAGCAUCGAAUCAUCGGAUACUGUAAUUGCAUCAAACACACUCGAUAUCCGAACGGAAGAUAAACGGCUACCUUCUGCAUUUCUUCGUUUCUUGCGUCCUCAGUCCAGUAUUCGUGUCUUUUCCGACUCCGAUCGCGAUACGAUUUUCUUGAAUGCAGCUUUCUUCGAUUCUAGUGUGUUGAGAGCAGCUAGAGAUCUGUACAUAGAUGUCAAGGCGGCGAUCACUGACAAUCAACUAAUUAAAUUGAAAGCUCAUGUCAUGCGGAUCAGGUCCCCUUACCUAUCGGCGUGGUCUAUCAACAAAUUGAUUUUGCAGUGGUUAGAGGGCCAACGUAGGAUCACUUUCCUCAGCAUUCAGGCUUUGAAAACUCUUCCCAAACGAGAAGUGCUGCAAAACAUAGACCCAUCGAUAAUCAUUACCGGUGCCGAAGCUUCUGAUGGGCGCGGCUACAGUCCUGAUUUAUACAUCUUAAUUCGCAGCAAUCACGGUGAUCUAAUACUCUACCUAGAUACCGAUUAUUGUAAUCUAUUUGAUCCUUUUCAAGUAGGAAAUUAA